Messenger RNA from Ipomoea nil (Japanese morning glory), 2040 nucleotides. RefSeq names its product probable protein phosphatase 2C 23. Gene Ontology annotation, molecular function: protein serine/threonine phosphatase activity. Gene Ontology annotation, biological process: protein dephosphorylation. The transcript has 4 exons. NCBI's taxonomy places the organism in Eukaryota, Viridiplantae, Streptophyta, Magnoliopsida, Solanales, Convolvulaceae. The record is from RefSeq and is a predicted model, not a curated record. The coding region runs from base 76 to 1773 and encodes 565 amino acids.
UCUAUCAUAUAUAUGCAUGUUCAGUAGCUUCAAUCUAUCACUUUUUCAUCUUCAAUAAGUAAUAAAUUUCCAGAAAUGGGCAACGGGGUCGGAAACUUGAAGCACUGUUUCGCCGGAGAUGGCGGAGAGGUUUCCCGGCGACGCCAUGAGAUCGCUGUGUAUAUAUCUGAUCCUAUGGAUGAAGGUCUGGGCCAUUCUUUCUGCUACGUAAGGCCCGACCCGUCGUCGAAAACUAACCCUUUCUCCUCCUCCGAUGACUCCUGCUCUUCCACCACCAGUUCCUCCAUUACGACGGCGUUUCUCACCAUCUCCGGCGCCUCCAUCUCCGCCAAUACUUCCACCCCGCUCUCCACCGCCCUCGUCGACCUCGGCCCGUACAUGGAAAAAGCCGCGGCUUUCGAGAGCUCCCCGUUCUUCUCCUCCAUCCCUUUGCAGCCGAUUCCCCGGAGUUCCAUUUCCUCCGUCCGGUCCGGCCCGGUUCCGGGCAUAUCGGGGGUCAUCUCCGGGCCGGUUGAGCGCGGGUUCUUGUCCGGCCCCAUAGAGAGGAGUUUCACCUCCGGCCCUCUGGAUAAUCAUGAACUCCAUAGGUUCAAACCCAAAUCCAAGAAAUCAAAACUUGUUCGGAAUUUCAAGAAACUUAUGUCAAAUAGCAAUGGCGGAAAUUGUUUGAGCAGUGAGGGUAGUUUCGGCAAUGAUGUUAUUGAUGAAGAAGAUGAAGGCAUUGAGUCGUUGAUGGCUGAAAAUGUGCAGUGGGCUCAGGGGAAAGCAGGAGAGGACAGGGUCCACGUGGUGAUCUCCGAGGAACAUGGGUUGAUUUUUGUGGGGAUUUAUGAUGGUUUCAACGGCCCAGAUGCCACAGACUUUUUGCUACAAAACCUCUACACAAAUGUGUUCAAGGAACUCAAGGGGGUGCUAUGGAAUGAAAGGCCAGAGACGAAAAACACUACUGUUCCAUUGGUGAUUAACCAUUGUGAUGUUCUGAAGGGUCUUUCGGAGGGAUUGAGGAAAACUGAAAUGAGCUAUUUGGAGAUAUCUGAUCUGAUGUUGAAGGAGAAUCCUGAGUUGGCUUUAAUGGGGUCUUGUGUUCUUGUGAUGCUGAUGAAGGGUACAGAUGUGUAUUUGAUGAAUGUUGGAGAUAGCAGGGCGGUUUUAGGGCAAAAGCAGGAAUGUGAUCACUCCAUAGCCAAGGAGGAGGCACUGUACAAAGCCCUGUCUGACCGCAAACACAAUCUGCAUCCUCUGCAACUCACUCUUGAUCACAGCACAUCUGUUACAGAGGAAGUUGUGAGAAUUAAGAAAGAACAUCCGGAUGAUGCUUGUGCAAUCAAGAAUGAUAGAGUGAAAGGUUCCUUAAAAGUGACCAGAGCUUUUGGGACAGGCUUUCUGAAAAAUCCAAAAUGGAAUGAUGCGAUUCUGGAGGCGUUCCAGAUCGAGUACGUUGGAACAUCACCCUACAUCAACUGCAUACCUUCAGUGCAACACCACAGGCUAAGUCCAAGAGACAAACUGUUGAUCUUGUCUUCAGAUGGUCUUUUCCAGUACUUCACCAAUGAAGAAGCUGUCUCCGAGGUUGAGACCUUCAUGUCUAUAUUCCCUGAUGGAGAUCCCGCUCAGCACCUAAUCGAACAAGUCAUCUUCAAAGCUGCUAACAAAGCAGGGAUGAACUUCCAUGAGUUGCUUGAUAUUCCACAAGGACAGCGGCGAAUGUACCAUGAUGAUGUCUGCAUCAUUGUCAUCUCUUUCGAUGGAAGGAUUUGGCAGUCAUCCAUCUGAGAGAUCCAAAUUCUGGGACUGAUAAUUGCUUUUCUGCUUUAACUGUUCCAUGACCCCCAUUUUUGCACAGUUCACAAAUAGGGUCUUAGUUCAGGUAGAUGCUGAAGUUUCUUGAUCUGAGGUCCCCUCAGAGAUGAUAGGAAAGAUUGAUUAAUUCAUUUGUUUCUUAGUUACUUCUAGUUUCAAACCAAUUCAUGGAAUUUUGGAGGGAAUCAGGAAGAUUCCUAAAUUAAACUAAUCUCAAGUGCCAAGAAAUUGUUACUGUAA